UAUUACUCAAUUUUCCCCCUUUUGAAUGGCAUUUUUUGCCUGAUCACUGAUCAAAUAAGCUCGCGCUCUUCCGCACGAUCAUCUGUGGACAGAUUUGGGCGGGCAUUCACUUCCGGUCUAUCGGCUGCUGUUUGAAUUAUUAUUGCUACAGAGUGGCUCACAGAUGGCCCAAUUGCUCAGAUAAUCGACUCUUGUUCGAUCUCUAGCGGCACAUUGGACAUCAUUUGUCAUUGGUGUGAUCGUGAAUAAAUGUGCCAUUAGUGUCUGUGGAGAAAAUUGAAUUUCUCAAGGUGCUUUGUCUCUAUUUAACCUUCCAAGUGCGUGAGGACAGACAGAAUGACAACAUUUGCACGUCGAGCCCGCAUUUCGUCGCUGGCGCUGAACGAUUGCAUUGUUCUGGAGGGCCGUCCGUGCAGAAUAGCGGAAAAAUACCCGAAUGGCUACAACAAACUCUUCAUCGCUGCCAUGGACCUCUUCACAGGCGAAUGUUACGAGCGCAACAUUGAUGUGAGGGAGCGAUUCGACGUGCCGCACGUCUUCAGGGUGCACUACAAGCUCGUGAACAUCUCCGAGGACGGCCAAGUGACUCUUCUGAGCCGCAGCGGAGCCAUAAGGAGUGGCCUGAAGCUGCCCAACAGUGAGCUGGGCGAGACGAUCAAGAGGCAAUUCAAUGAGCUCCUUAAGGAGGGCGGACUCGAUUUCGAAUUCAACAACAACUUUCAGGUGACGGUGACGCAGUCAAUGGGCGAGGAGCACAUCACGUCCUUCGGCGUCUGGGAGGAUGACGCCUAAGAGCCAUCACGUGCACCGGUUCAUCAAUAAUGACUCAAUUUCCCCGCCAUUUCCACGCCAAAUUGCAUCCACCUCGUCAUCUUCUGACUGCGAGUCUCACUGCGAACUCUUGUGCCAUAUUUUAAAGAGGUGUGAUAAUAUUGAAAAAAUAAAUAAAGCACUAAAUGAC
Phlebotomus argentipes is the source of this 961-nucleotide messenger RNA. RefSeq names its product eukaryotic translation initiation factor 5A-like. Gene Ontology annotation, molecular function: ribosome binding; translation elongation factor activity; RNA binding. The record is from RefSeq and is a predicted model, not a curated record. The coding region runs from base 337 to 792 and encodes 151 amino acids. Lineage: Eukaryota; Metazoa; Arthropoda; Insecta; Diptera; Psychodidae. The transcript has 3 exons. Gene Ontology annotation, biological process: positive regulation of translational termination; positive regulation of translational elongation.